Trypanosoma brucei brucei TREU927 is the source of this 1308-nucleotide messenger RNA. Its product is annotated as protein kinase, putative. Lineage: Eukaryota; Euglenozoa; Kinetoplastea; Trypanosomatida; Trypanosomatidae. Gene Ontology annotation, biological process: protein phosphorylation. The record is from RefSeq and is a predicted model, not a curated record. The transcript has a single exon. The coding region runs from base 1 to 1308 and encodes 435 amino acids. Gene Ontology annotation, molecular function: protein kinase activity; ATP binding.
AUGGAGAACAUUCGUAGGACGAAUCGCAAGUUAGGCGUUGGGGCGAGAGGUGUCGUUUACGAGGGUUACGAUGAGGAAAAAGGUUGUUUCGUUGCCGUGAAGGAAAUUCCUCUGUACGACGGUGGUGUUGUCGCACCGGAAGGUGGGGAUGGGGGAGAUGCAUUUCCUCAGGAACCUCCUGUUAUCUCCGACGACAUGCGAGCGAUUUUGCAGGAGAUUCAUCUGAUGGAACGGGUGCAACACCCAAACCUCGUUACGUAUUAUGGCGCACGCCGUAGCGCAGUGGGUGUAGAGAUAAUAAUGGAGUACGUGAACGGCGGGUCAUUGGACGGGAUCAUUAGACGGCAGGGAUCCUUACGUGAGAAUGUAGUGCGGUCGUAUGCUCGUGACUUGCUAGAGGGGCUCGCGUAUCUGCAUGAUACUGCCCGUAUUUGUCAUAGGGACAUCAAACCCGCCAAUGUUCUUAUCACCGCGGAUGGUCGCUGCAAGUUAACAGAUUUUGGUGUGAGUAAACUCAUCGAUGAUACUGUCGGGAUGCACACAACGGUGGGAACACCAUGGUAUAUGGCUCCGGAAGUUGUCGAUAGCGAUAGGAAUGUACCAAAUGACACCGAUGACUCCCCCGAUGCCGGUGGCGGUGACUUUGAUUAUAGGAGCAACAAUGAUAAUAAGGGGGAAAGUAGCUACACAACAGCAGCGGAUGUGUGGAGUUUAGGUGUUACCGUAUACGAGAUGAUAAGUGGAAGGAAGCCGUUUGGGGGGAAUAUGAAAAAUCCUGCUGCGGUGCUAUUUGCGAUAGUAUCAAAUAACUCAGGAUCACCCCGCCUUCCAGUCAACUGCGAGGGGUCUCCCCUGUUGCAAGACUUUUUAGAUCUUUGUUUUGUACGGGAUCCGGCCCUUCGUCCGAGUGCAAGAGAGCUUCUUUCGCAUCGAUGGCUCGUUGAUAUACCAAGCCCAAAUAAGAUGAAACGCGCAAAAGGGAGUCUUUCUCUCUCAGGUGCAAACGCAUGUAGCAACAGCAGGUCGGGGUCGGGCCCGGGCUCGCUUGAGAGACAAUCGGGAACAGCAGAUCCAAAGUUUGGUAUGAUGGACAUGGCGGACCUUUUCUCCUAUGUCACGGAGCUGGAGGGGUUAUCUCAACCCAUGUCACCACUAGUAACUAAAAGCAAGAAGCGACGGGAAAAUUCUAAUGGUGUUGCGGACCGUGGGAAAGAUAUUCAAGGGGGAUUUUUUGCGUCCGAUGGGCAUUUUGUUGACUUAGCUAUGCCGCGGCUUUUGUCCUCCCGGUCGAGUAAAGACCCAGAGUAG